Zychaea mexicana is the source of this 1082-nucleotide messenger RNA. RefSeq names its product GTPase Spg1. The record is from RefSeq and is a predicted model, not a curated record. Bases 292 to 996 code for a protein of 234 amino acids. Gene Ontology annotation, molecular function: GTP binding; GTPase activity. NCBI's taxonomy places the organism in Eukaryota, Fungi, Mucoromycota, Mucoromycetes, Mucorales, Lichtheimiaceae. The transcript has 6 exons.
AAAACGCCCCCCCACCACAGUCCAAGGCGAUCCCCCGUCACAUCCUUGUGUCUUGCAUUGUUCUCAUUGGACACGAAGGGGCGCUCAUUGUCCUUUGUCCUGCUGCACUCUGGAUUGCUCUGAUCUGUGAUCUGUGACGACUUCUUGUUCUUCUUUGUUGUUGUUGUGGCUGCUGAAUAGGAUAUGAAGAAAUAAUAUCACCUCUUGGUUUAUUUGAACAAAGCGUCUUGUCUUUUUUUUUCUUUCUUUUUCUUUCUGGUUUCUAGUUCUUGUGUAAUACACCAAACAGUCAUGACCACUUCGUCAUCGUCAGCCAUACCACCUUCACCACAUGAAACUGCUGCGACGACUACUACCAACACUUCUACUACGAGCACCACGAGAAAUUCUCCAGCUGAAGUCUCCGAACCUCCACGAAAGAGUAUCGUGCUCAAAACCGGUAUAGUUGGUGAUACAAACAUCGGAAAGACAAGUCUUAUGGUCAAGUACGCUGAAGGCGCCUUUGAUGAGGAAUAUGUACAGACGCUAGGCGUUAAUUUCAUGGAAAAGUCGAUCGUGAUCAAACACACAGAGAUUACGUUCAGUAUCUGGGACCUAGGUGGCCAGAAAGAAUUCGUGAGCAUGCUCCCUCUGGUAUGCAAUGACGCAGUUGCCAUCCUGUUCACGUUUGAUCUGACUCGUAAAUCAACACUCAACAGCAUCAAAGAAUGGUAUCGACAGGCACGUGGCAUGAACAAGUGCGCUAUUCCAUUGUUGGUCGGAACUAAAUAUGACGAGUUUGUCCAUCUUUCCGACAAUGAUCACGAGGAAGUAACCAGACAGGCAAGAAAAUAUGCACGGGCCAUGAAAGCACCCUUAAUUUUCUGCUCAACGGCGCACUCGAUCAAUGUACAAAAGAUAUACAAAAUCGUUCUCGCAAAGGCGUUCGAUCUGAAAUGCACCAUUCCAGAAAUCUCAGAAAUAGGCGGGCCAAUUGUGGAGUAUACCUACUGUUAAUAGUUUUCUUCUUCUUUCCCUCCUUUCUCCUGCACUUAAACUGUACCAAAUAAAGCAAAAACCAUCAUCAUCUGACUUGUUGCUCA